AUGGCGACUAUGGACGAAAUCUCCCCCAAGAAAGAAGGGCUAUACUCGGCCGAUGCGGUCGGCAGUGAGGAGAGCAGCGAUGCCAUCGACCAAGAUGAAAAAGAUAUGGCCAGGAUGGGCAAGACGCAGGAGUUCAGCCGCAACUUCAACUGGAUCAGCAGUUUUGUCGCCUUGAACAAUUUCCAAAUGCUUGUCGACGGCGGCACGGCGGGCAUGUUCUGGAGUUAUACGUGGGUUAUCACGGGUCAAUUCUUCAUUGUCCUCAGCCUCGCCGAGAUGGCUUCAAUGGCGCCCACGGCAGGCGGACAGUACCACUGGGUCAGCGAGUUUGCCUCGAGGAAGUACCAAAAGGCUCUCAGUUAUACCUCAGGCUGGCUCAGCUCUCUCUGUUGGCAAUCCUUCGUUGCGUCCGACUGCAUGUUCGCCGCCCAGCUCGUCAUGGCCCUGGUCCAACUCGGAAACCCAGACUUUGACAUCAAGAACUGGUACACUGCUCUCCUGAGCAUCCUGAUCGGCAGCCUGGUCACUGCAAUCAAUGUCUGGGGUGCAAAGAAGCUGGCCCUGCUGGAGAAUGUGUUUGUGGCCUUGCAUGUGGCCGCAUUUUUUGUGGUGCUCAUUACCAUCGCCGUUGCCUCUCCCAAGAACGACGCGAAGGAAGUCUUUACCACUUUUACGGACAAUGGCGGCAAUUUCCCUCUGCUGGGUCUCGCCGUCAUGGUCGGCCAAGUCCCUGCCAUGUGGAACGUCCUGGCCUCGGAUGCCGUCGCUCAUCUGUCGGAAGAAGUCAAAAACGCCAGCGUGGUGACGCCCAAGACCAUGUUCUGGGCAUACAUGUUCAACAUCCCUCUCGCCUUCGCCAUGUUGAUUGUGUUCCUGUUUGGCAUGACCGACGUCGCCACUGCGACCACUGAAGCAUUCCCAUUUGUGUGGCUGUUGCAAAACUCUCUCAGCACGGCGGGUGCUCAAGCCAUCACAUCCAUCAUGUUUAUCCUGGUGUUUAUGAUCGCCACCAGCUGCUUCGCAUCGACCUCGCGCCAGCUAUUCGCCUUCGCCCGCGACGACGGAAUGCCGUUCCCGACCUGGAUGAAGAAAGUCAACAAGCAAUGGAACGUCGCGGCCAACGCAUGCUUUGUCACCUGGGGCUACACGGUGGUCAUGAGUCUGAUCUACCUCGGCAGUGUCGUCGCCUUCAACGCGAUCAUCAGUCUGGCCAUCGUGGCCCUGAUGGCCACCUACGCCAUCAGCAUUGCCUGCGUGCUGUGGCGCCGCAUCAAGCUCCCAGAGACACUGCCACCAGUGUACUGGAGCCUGGGCAAGUGGGGGAUCCUGGUCAACGGGAUCGGCCUGACAUAUGCCAUCUUCGCCUUCUUCUGGGCCUUCUGGCCCAUCUACUGGAAUCCUACUGCGGAAGAGAUGAACUGGGCCAUCGUCCUGUUCGCGGGAGUCAUGUUCAUCUCCGCGGUCAACUGGGUCCUCAGUGCCCGGAAAAUGUACCUCGGCCCUGUGGCGACGUGUGAAGGUCGUCAGCAAGGUUGA
Messenger RNA from Fonsecaea multimorphosa CBS 102226, 1536 nucleotides. RefSeq lists its product as uncharacterized. The record is from RefSeq and is a predicted model, not a curated record. Gene Ontology annotation, cellular component: membrane. NCBI's taxonomy places the organism in Eukaryota, Fungi, Ascomycota, Eurotiomycetes, Chaetothyriales, Herpotrichiellaceae. Gene Ontology annotation, biological process: transmembrane transport. The transcript has 6 exons. Bases 1 to 1536 code for a protein of 511 amino acids. Gene Ontology annotation, molecular function: transmembrane transporter activity.